ACUCCCAGUCCACUACUCCCUCUCGCCCCCCACCUCGCCGGCGAUCGCGAUGGCGGCGACCGCUCCCCCGCCCGCGGCGGCGCUGGAGCAGCUGAGCAAGACCAAGAUGUUCGGCGGCCACAACCUCCGCUUCCGCCACCACAGCGCCACGCUCGGCUGCCCCAUGACCUUCUCCCUCUUCCUCCCCGCCGCCCCGCCGUCCAAGCUCCCAGUGCUGUACUGGCUCUCGGGUCUCACCUGCACCGACGAGAACUUCAUCAUCAAGUCCGGCGCCCAGCGCGCCGCCGCGGCCCACGGCGUCGCCCUCGUCGCCCCUGACACGUCCCCGCGUGGACUAAAUGUAGAAGGAGAGGCAGAUAGUUGGGAUUUUGGUGUUGGUGCUGGAUUUUAUUUGAAUGCCACAAAUGAUAAGUGGAAAAAUUGGCGCAUGUAUGACUAUGUUGUUAAGGAGCUGCCAGAAGUUUUAAGUGGCAACUUUGAACAGCUUAACAUGUCAUGUGCAUCAAUUUUUGGUCACUCUAUGGGAGGUCAUGGUGCACUGACUAUCUACUUGAAGAACACUGACAAAUACAAGUCAGUGUCUGCAUUUGCUCCAAUUGCUAACCCAAUAAACUGCCCUUGGGGUCAGAAAGCAUUCUCAAACUAUUUGGGUUCAGCUAAAUCUGAAUGGGAGGAAUACGAUGCAACCUGCUUAAUUAAAAAGUCCAAUGGAGUUUCAACUUCUAUCCUGAUUGACCAGGGAGAGGAUGACAAGUUCCUGGCUGAGCAGCUGCUGGCUGGCAACUUCGAGGAGGCGUGUAAGGCCGCGGGAGUUCCCCUGAAUCUGCGCAUGCAGCCGGGAUACGACCAUUCCUUCUUCUUCAUCGCCACGUUCAUCGAUGAUCACAUCGCCCACCACGCUCAGUUUCUCAAGAGGGCUUGACUGUCCAGUCACCUGUAGUGAUGCAGUAAAGAGAGUUGCUGAGUCAUGGUGUCGCUCCGACCUGUCAGCAUACCAUCUGUACCGUCGUGUGUCUAUGUAAACGUGCUCUUUGCUCGCUUUGUGGUGAACCUUGUGUCCAGCUGCGAAUAAUAUGGAGGACAUGGUAUC
Molecule: messenger RNA, 1090 nt
Organism: Lolium perenne
Lineage: Eukaryota; Viridiplantae; Streptophyta; Magnoliopsida; Poales; Poaceae
Product: S-formylglutathione hydrolase
Biological process (GO): formaldehyde catabolic process
Cellular component (GO): cytosol
Molecular function (GO): S-formylglutathione hydrolase activity
Source: RefSeq, a predicted model, not a curated record